Messenger RNA from Trichoderma citrinoviride, 528 nucleotides. RefSeq lists its product as hypothetical. The transcript is spliced from 2 exons. Lineage: Eukaryota; Fungi; Ascomycota; Sordariomycetes; Hypocreales; Hypocreaceae. The record is from RefSeq and is a predicted model, not a curated record. Bases 1 to 528 code for a protein of 175 amino acids.
AUGGGCUGCUGCUUUUCCAGCCAGGCUUCGAAUGCCGCUUCUCACCGCGAGCACGAGCCGCAUGGACGAAUCGCCACGCCUCCUCCGCAAAUCCCGCCCGAACAAUACGAUCCGAGACACAUUGGCGUCCUCCCCGAUCCCAUCAUCACCACACCACCACCCCCCAUCGCCGCCCCCGUCGCAAUCUCAGGGGCCACCGAGCAAAACAUGCCGGCCAUUGUCGAGGCCAUGACGCCCAACGAGGUGGUUGAAGGCGCGAGCUCGUCCGCGUCGGCGUCGUCGUCGUCGUCGUUGUCGCCGACUUCGCAGCAUGUCAUUCUCGAGCCGACGGUGUAUGUCCCUCCUUCUCGACGACAGGAGAACGGCGUGGCGGAGGCAGAGGGCGUGCCUGGACUUGUGGAGGAGGAGGAGGAGGAGGAGGAGGAGGAAGAGGCUGUUGAGCCUCCUGAGGAGCGGACCAAGGCUUCGUCGAGCUCGAGUUCAGGGUCUAGCUCUAGCUCGACCUCCAAGUCAAGCCGAGAGGAAUGA